Delphinapterus leucas (beluga whale) is the source of this 422-nucleotide messenger RNA. It is a transcript of the gene GUCA2B, whose product is annotated as guanylate cyclase activator 2B. Gene Ontology annotation, cellular component: extracellular region. Gene Ontology annotation, molecular function: guanylate cyclase activator activity. The record is from RefSeq and is a predicted model, not a curated record. NCBI's taxonomy places the organism in Eukaryota, Metazoa, Chordata, Mammalia, Artiodactyla, Monodontidae.
CGAGACACAGAGAGAACGAGAUGGCUACCAGGGCACUGUCAGGGCUGCUGCUGUGUGGGGUUGCUGUGGUCUUCCUGGUACUGCUGCAGGGCGCACAGUCAGUCUACAUCCAGUACCAAGGCUUCCAGGUCCAGCUGGAAUCGGUGAAGAAGCUGAAUGACCUGGAGGGGCAAUGGGUGCCCAGCCCUGGCCUGAAAACCCAGAGGUCCCAGCCCUCCAUGUGCCACUACCCGGCCCUGCCACUGGACCUCCAGCCCAUCUGUGCCUCUGGGGAAGCGGACAGCAUUUUCCAGGCCUUGAGGACCAUCGCUGCUGAUGACUGCGAGCUGUGCGUGAAUGUUGCCUGUACUGGCUGCAGCUAAGAUGGCCUGGGUGCCCUGAGCCCACCCUGGACACCAUGCCCCCCCCCCCACAGCCCACUG